Zootermopsis nevadensis is the source of this 552-nucleotide messenger RNA. RefSeq lists its product as uncharacterized. The record is from RefSeq and is a predicted model, not a curated record. NCBI's taxonomy places the organism in Eukaryota, Metazoa, Arthropoda, Insecta, Blattodea, Termopsidae.
AGAUGUUUGUGAUAACCGGAUUUAUGAAUAUCAUAAACAAGGCAAUGACUGAUCAGUUUCCUCGAUCAAUAGCACAUGUCUCAGAAUGAGCUGUCUCUGUUAAGAGAAUUCAGAGGUUGUAUUGUACCAGCAGCAAGGUAUAAUGAUGAAAUGGAUGAUCAUACCACAAAAUCAUUAUCAUCAGCAGAGAUUUGUGGUGAAGUGACUACUGCAACUAGGUACGUUGCAAAUGAUAUGAAGACCACAGACUUAAUCUGUGACAAAAGCAGAUCUCUUGGAAAUGAAUGCAAGAUGGAGAUGGCGAAGACUGGUGCUCUGGAAUUUAACGUAUAUGCAGAAGAAAACAGUACAGAUAGUGGUGACACUCCAGACAAGAAUGGUCUCAAGGUUACUAAUGUGAUGGCCGUGUGGACUGAGAAUUUGCCUGAGAACACGCUUACUGAUGUGAGUCUGGAAGUAAGACCUGGAGGACUGGUGGCUGUCAUUGGACCUGUUGGAUCAGAGAAGGUCUGUCACUUUCAUGACACUGGUGUUUCCUUGGCAUAUCAUUAA